GUUUUCUGCGCACACUGAAGGGAGCGACAUUCAGACUUUCGAGGAUCUACCCUUCUCUCGCGUUUACUCAAAAGUUUCACAGCUUCUCUCGGGUAAUGGAAGAUCAAACGCACCAUGGCCUGCACGAGCAUUUGGAGGCGAUACAGAUGCAAGCGGAUGGGCAUCCACUGCAAGAAAACGAGCACGAGAGUAUUGAAAUUGCCGCAAACCAUCAUGCUAGUGUAUCGGAGGAAGACAUCAAGCCUAAAAUUCGCGGCCAUUCGCGUUUGUUUACUGUCUUGAGGUGCAGUAAAUGUAACAAGAGAUUUCGAAACCCCAGUUUGCUACAGCAACAUGUCAAGUUGCAUCGUGGGUCGACGGUUUACCGUUGUAGGCAAUGUCGGGAGAACUUUCGAGAGUUGAACAAAUUCCUAGAACAUAGAUUGGUUCAUCCACCAUCGAGAAAGCGUCGAAGAACACUGGAAAGUAAUGGAUUUCAGCUUGUGCAUAAAACAACAGAAAAUCAUCCUGGAGUGGCCGACUCGGUGUCUGCAGAAGCAGCACAGGGCAUGGGUUUACCAUCAACCUCAUCAAUCAUGAAUGCAUUGUGCUCUGCGUUGAGCUCUCAAGCUGAUGGUCAAAACCAGCCAACAUCCACUGUUUCUGCAAAACCUGGAGGGUCAGAGGGUAUACAAAUUGAACUGCCUACUCAGGUAAAAGCAAUUUAUUUCAAUCACCAGUCACCAAAUUUUAGUGAACUUAUGAACUUUAUGAUGAUGGUUAAUAACAAAAUGGAUGCAAUCAUUAAGCAUUUUAAUGUCCCUACAAAUGCUCAGUCAACUGGUAUUGAAAUACAAACCCUGAAGCCGCAACCAGAAGAACAACAGCAACAGCAUCAACCUGAGACCACAACAACACCAACGCCAACACCAACACCAACAUCAAGUCAGCAAACACCUCCAGUUGUGCAUACACCAACAACAAAGGAGCAGCAGCAACAGGAGUAUUAUGCCUCAACAUUGAUCUCAUCAACACCCUCAAAACCUUGGUUAAAUGUGUUGUCCUCUCCCUUCACAUUGAACAUUCCUCAUAUUGCUGAGCAAGCAGUAAUUCAACCUGGAGUAUUACAAACCUCUUUAUCAGGUGCUGCUACAAUGUCAUAUGUCAUAUCUGAUUCUAUCAUCGAGAAGGUUUUUCUUGAGAGUCGAUCACGUGGAAAUUUUGCCAAAAAUCUAACAUUUCAAGUAUUCAGUACUGAAGAGAGGAGGGGUCGUAACUGUACUGGACGUGUUUUUGGUCGUGCAUUGCCCAAAGGUCCCCUUGAUUCCGGAAAACUUAAUGCUGUAAAAGAAGCCACUUUCAGGAAAUAUCCAUGCCACCCAUCUCUUAUUGACAUAACAUGGAAAAAAGAAUGCAUAACAGCCAUUGAUUCAGGAUUAAGAAACGAAACAAGAACCAGGGUGAAAUCACUUGAAAACCAAGUCAAUGUUCACUUUAACGGAGAGCCUAAGGUAGAUUAGUCAUUGACUGUAAUAUUCAAAGGUUUUAAGUGUUUAUGAAUGUUGCAUGUUUUAUUAUUAGCUGUUUGAUGACAGCAUGUAGAGCGUACUUGAUAAGCAAACAUAUCAUGUCCAUUGUUAUCAGCAAAGAUAGCUUGAACUUAAAUUUGCAUAUAACAUUCUCAUUUGAAUAUUUCCUGAUUGCAGCAACAAUGUAACUGUUGUCAUAAGUUCAUUUUUUGUAAUGUUCUUCUUAGUUCAAAUUAUUUUACAAAACAUACUUAAAUCUUUCUUUCA
This is a messenger RNA of Rhopilema esculentum, 1775 nucleotides long. RefSeq lists its product as uncharacterized. Gene Ontology annotation, cellular component: heterochromatin. Gene Ontology annotation, biological process: rDNA heterochromatin formation. The record is from RefSeq and is a predicted model, not a curated record. Gene Ontology annotation, molecular function: DNA binding. NCBI's taxonomy places the organism in Eukaryota, Metazoa, Cnidaria, Scyphozoa, Rhizostomeae, Rhizostomatidae.